Molecule: messenger RNA, 2027 nt
Organism: Sphaeroforma arctica JP610
Lineage: Eukaryota; Ichthyosporea; Ichthyophonida
Exons: 15
Biological process (GO): cellular response to mechanical stimulus; detection of mechanical stimulus; regulation of membrane potential
Cellular component (GO): membrane
Molecular function (GO): monoatomic cation channel activity; mechanosensitive monoatomic ion channel activity
Source: RefSeq, a predicted model, not a curated record
GAAUCGCGGAUGCCCAUGGCGUUCCUGUUUGUGCUGAUGGGCGAGUUUCUGUUGAUUUUGGUGGACAGAGGCAUCUAUCUCAGCAGAAGCUUGCUGGCUAAGGCUAUCCUCCAGUUAUUUGUGUGCAUAGGCAUUCACUUGUUUGCCUUUUAUUAUCUGCCACUGGUUUUGCGAGGACAAACCGUGCCAAGACUAAGUGCGCCCGUCACCGUCUGGUACAUCUGCAAGUGUGUGUAUCUCUACGCCUCAGGGCUUCAGCUCAGGCAUGGCUACCCACGAUAUCUGCUGCGGGGGUGGUUGAACGGCCAGUACCGUCUGCUGGACGAUAUGAUGUUCCGAGUGUAUCGCAUCAUUCCGUUUGUGUUUGAGACCAUUUCGCUUAUGGACUGGAUCUUCACCCCCACCACACUCACGCUGUUUGAGUGGUGGAAGCUGGAGGAGAUCCUGUACAACCUGUUCAUCAACAAGUGCCGUUAUGUAGGACUCAGAAAAGAGGACCGGCUGCUGGGUGAGAAGAAGUCCUGGCUGAAUAAGCUGAGCAUGGGGUGGACCCUUCUGACAGGCAUUGUGCUGCUGCUGUGGUGUCCGUUGCUGAUUGUGUCACUCAGUCGCGUGUCUUCAAUUCCGACGCCCCCAGAUACUGUGCUGAUGUCCUUCAAAGUGAGCAGUGAAGAGCUGUGGCAGAUUUCCACAAACGUUGACGACAUCCGCCCCGUUUCCUCAGCCCAGUUUGAGAUGCUCGAAAAUCAGUUCAACACAGUUGGGUAUCGGCCAAAAGACGUAUACGUCGUCACACUCAGACCCGAAAGCCGUAGAAUGUGGGCUAUCACGCCGCCGUCGCGUAUCGAACUGCAGAAAGUAUUGGGAGAGAAAGAGCCCUGCCCACUAACUGUGGAAAUAACGGUGCAGAAAUACUUUACCGGUGGAUCGACUGCCAAAAGGGACGACACUGUGUACGGGUCUUUCCAGGACGUCCUGAAAGUUCACUCCGAAGCCAGAUACAAUCUUUCGACCGCCGUUGGGUUUGACUCCAACACAACAAGCGACAUUGAUCUGCAAACGAUUAUUCCUAUGGCUGUAUACGUGCCUGGCGCUGGAAAAAUCAACUCGGUGUCCACAAAUAGAAGUUUCUAUGCCAAUGCGACGCUUCGAUUAGUUAACAAUGCAGAAGACAGUGGAGGCCCCAAUCACGAAUGGUGGGAGCUUCGGCAGACCAGUUACCUUAAAGACCUAAUUGAUAACCCCUCUGCGCAAGGACUGUACAGACGCGAAAUUCGCCGCCACAUACAAACACCGUUUUGGCGAGAUGGGCACCCACAUAGUCGGUUUACCGACAUAGAGGAUGACGGUCGUAUUGAGAUCAUCACCUUCAACGAACCGGUGGACUCUGGCGCGCUUUCGGCAAUUGCCAAUUUAGGAAUCGUGGGUAUAUUCGUCUCAAUCGUCACAGUAGCUGGCCGUUUCCUGCGCAUGGCAGUUACGGAUAUGCAGAAUAGGAUCAUGUACGAGGACAUGCUCAAUGUGGAUGUGCUCCUACUCCUCGUGGGCGAUAUCAAGAUGUGUCGUGAGCUGGGAAAUCUAUACCUGGAAGAGGUUCUUUACCGUCAUUUGAUCGAGAUCUAUCGAGAUCCUCAUGUUCUGAAGAUCUGGACUGAUCCGCGCCUUGCCGUACAAGUAACGGACAGAGAACGCCAUCGACAGUGACAAGAUCAUGUGAACUGAACAUUCAACUUAGGCAGGCGUCAAAUACAGCAAACGUCAGCCUCGCAUUCGAGGCGAACACAUAUAUAUAUAAGCAUAUUGAUAUACAUAUGUGUAUACAUGUGUAUAAACAUAUGUAUAUAAACUACGCAACGGAUCUGUUGGAUUAGUCGGGAUCAACCAGGUAGACAAUGUUGCUGUGACAGAGAUAUGCACACAACAGAAACGCACUAAUCAGCCGUCUGGUAGAUGGCCUAAAUAACUAUCCCAAAACUUCCCGUACGCAAUGUCAAAACGAAAAGUGUAAAUAAAUGCAAUGUGAAAUA